CCGUCGGUUGCGAACAAAAGCAUCGAAACGCACGGGCAAUCGUUUCAAUAAGCGUUUUGAGUUCGAUUCGAGAGGAUCAAUUCAAACAGUGUCCAGUGGCGUUUUUGUGAUCACCUUCGCCAAAGUUUUAAUUACACCGGAUAUCCAUCGACCCAGCUGUACCACUCAACAUGGCUUACCGUUUCGCGUGUGUUCUACUGACCGUGGCCCUCUGUGCCGUUCCUGCACUGAGCUUUUCUGCCGGUGCCCCGAACGGUGCCUGUGGUGAUAUGGUGCCGCAGCAUCACACCGACCCGCAGAAAUCGGCUGCACCUUACCAGAUCAUCCUUUCGAAGAAGCAGAUAAAUGCGGGUGAAGGUGUCACGAUCACUGUACAAGGUAACAGCGCCAAGGACACGAUCAAGGGACUUCUCUGCCAGACGCGCGUAGGAGAGACACCGGUUGGUGCAUUCGAUGUGCCACCAAAUAACAACUAUAUCCAGAAAUUGGACUGCGGCAAUUCCAAAGCGUCGGCCAUUACACAUAAGAAGAUCGAAAACCCACCAAACGCUAUUACCUUCAACUGGAUCGCACCGAAGGGACUGAGCGAGCAGGCACGUGUCUACUGUACGAUCGCACUCAAUGGAGGUGUCUUCUGGGUGAAGCACACGUCCGAUUUUCUGAAGGUGAACUAAGCACUUAUCUGAAGAUACGCUGAGCUACGGUGGUCCCGGUGAUCUACCAGGCUGAAGGGAAGCAGUAUUAGGAGACCUAACUGAUUUCCAUCAGAAGGCAGUCUGUUUUGUUUUUACUCAACCGGACAAUUAUCAUUAACUUACGUUUACCAUCCCGUUUUACCUGAAUGACAAUAAAUACGAUCAUCGACUAUGAUAAA
This is a messenger RNA of Anopheles funestus (African malaria mosquito), 874 nucleotides long. RefSeq names its product putative defense protein Hdd11-like (gene l(2)34Fc). Lineage: Eukaryota; Metazoa; Arthropoda; Insecta; Diptera; Culicidae. Bases 171 to 674 code for a protein of 167 amino acids. Gene Ontology annotation, molecular function: oxidoreductase activity, acting on metal ions. The record is from RefSeq and is a predicted model, not a curated record. The transcript has 4 exons.